AUGGUGGUUCUCAAAAUCCGAGACCAGCCUCCUCUGCUGAAAGCCAUUUUCAGUGUUGAUCCAGAAGAAGUACGAGCUCUUAUUUUCAAGAAAGAGGAUGUGAAUGCACAGGAUAAUGAAAAGCGAACUCCUCUACAUGCUGCUUCUUAUCUUGGAGAUGCAGAAAUUAUAGAUACACUAAUUCUUUCAGGUGCCAGAGUUAAUGCCAAAGACAACAAGUGGCUCACUCCUCUGCACCGGGCUGUGGCCUCCUGUAGUGAAGAAGCAGUCCAGGUCUUGCUGAAACACUCAGCUGAUGUAAAUGCACGAGAUAAGAAUUGGCAGACUCCACUUCAUGUUGCAGCAGCGAACAAAGCAGUGCGCUGUGCGGAGGCUUUAGUGCCUCUGCUCAGUAAUGUGAAUGUGUCGGAUCGAGCCGGAAGGACCGCGCUGCACCAUGCAGCCUUCAGUGGGCAUCUGGAGAUGGUGCGCCUGUUGUUAUCGAGAGGAGCCAAUAUCAAUGCUUUUGACAAAAAGGACCGUCGGGCAAUCCACUGGGCAGCUUAUAUGGGUCACAUAGAAGUUGUGAAGCUGCUGGCCUCUCACGGAGCAGAAGUGGCCUGUAAAGAUAAGAAAUCGUACACCCCUUUACAUGCAGCGGCCUCCAGUGGCAUGAUCAGCGUGGUCAAGUACCUCCUGGACUUGGGCGUGGAUAUUAAUGAGCCUAACGCCUACGGAAACACCCCCCUGCACGUGGCCUGCUACAACGGGCAGGACGUGGUGGUGAACGAGCUGAUCGAGUGCGGCGCCAACGUGAACCAGGUGAACGAGAAGGGCUUCGCUCCGCUGCACUUCACGGCCGCCUCACGUCACGGGGCAUUGUGUCUGGAGCUGCUGGUCUGCAACGGAGCGGACGUCAAUAUCAAGAGUAAAGAUCGAAAGACUCCUCUUCACAUGACAGCUAUCCACGGAAGGUUUUCUAGGUCUCAAGCGAUUAUUGAGAAUGGUGCUGAGAUCGACUGUGAAGACAAGAACGGAAACACACCUCUGCACAUUGCGGCUCGCUACGGGCAUGAGCUGCUCAUCAACACGCUCAUCACAAACAGAGCUGAUACAGCCAAACGGGGGAUUCAUGGUAUGUUCCCUCUGCAUUUGGCUGCUCUUAGUGGGUUUUCUGACUGCUGCCGAAAGCUUCUGUCAUCAGGCUUUGAUAUUGACACCCCUGACGACUUGGGCAGGACGUGUUUACACGCUGCAGCUGCCGGCGGAAACCUGGAUUGUCUGAAUCUCCUCCUCAACACUGGUGCUGACUUCAAUAGAAAAGACAGCUUUGGGAGGACGCCGCUCCACUAUGCUGCAGCCAACUGUAACUACCAGUGCCUGUUCGCUCUGGUAGGCUCCGGGGCCAGCGUGAACGACCUGGACGAGAGGGGCUGCACUCCUCUCCACUACGCCGCUGCCUCAGACACAGAUGGAAAGUGCCUGGAAUAUUUACUUCGGAACGAUGCGAAUCCAGGGAUACGGGACAAUCACGGAUAUAACGCUGUCCACUACGCCUCUGCGUAUGGACAUCGCCUCUGCCUGGAACUGAUUGCAAGUGAAACUCCUCUAGAUGUGCUCAUGGAAACCUCAGGAACAGACAUUAUGAAUGACUCGGAUGUCAGAGCCCCCAUUAGUCCCUUGCAUCUUGCUGCAUAUCACGGCCAUCACCAGGCUCUGGAGGUACUGGUUCAGUCUUUGCUGGAUCUGGACGUACGGAACGGUCAGGGCCGCACUCCACUGGAUCUGGCUGCAUUCAAGGGCCAUGUGGAGUGUGUGGACGUGCUGAUCAACCAGGGAGCCUCCAUAUUAGUCAAGGACUUCACCUUAAAGCGAACCCCCAUCCAUGCAGCAGCUACAAAUGGUCACUCCGAAUGUUUGCGUCUACUUAUUGGAAAUGCAGAUCUUCCAAGUGCAGUGGACAUUCAAGACGGAAAUGGACAAACACCGCUGAUGCUGUCCGUUCUCUGUGGCCACACGGAUAGUGUGUAUUCUCUGCUGAAUAAAGGAGCUGGAGUUGAAGCUAAAGACAAGUGGGGGAGGACGGCGCUGCACAGAGGAGCUGUGACGGGUCACGAGGAGUGUGUGGAGGCGCUCCUUCAGCACAAUGCAAACUUCCUGGUACGAGACUGUAAAGGACGCACCCCCGUCCAUCAGGCGGCGGCGUGUGGGCACUUUGGGGUGUUGGGGAGUCUGCUGCAUGCUGCGCAGUCAGUACAGACUCUGCCUCCUUUAGCAGACAACCACGGCUACACACCACUGCACUGGGCCUGCUACAACGGUCAUGAUACGUGUGUGGAGGCUCUGCUGGAGCAGGAGGUGUUCCACAAGGCUGUGGGCAGUACCUUCAGCCCUCUGCACUGUGCUGUAAUUCAUGAUAAUGAAGGUGCAGCUGAGAUGUUGAUAGAGACACUGGGCCCUACGAUUGUAAAUACCAAAGAUGGUAAAGACAGGACGCCGCUGCAUGCUGCUGCCUUCACUGACCACGUGGAGUGUCUGCAGCUGCUGCUGAGCCACAACGCGCAGGUCAACUGUGUGGAUGCUUUUGGAAAGACACCUCUGAUGAUGGCGGCGGAGAACGGACAGACCAAUGCUGUUGAGUUGCUUGUGAGCAGUGCAAAAGCAGAUCUCACUUUGCAAGAUGCUGCUAAGAACACUGCUCUCCAUCUCGCCUGUAGUAAGGGACAUGAAACCAGUGCCUUGUUGAUAUUGGAAAAGAUUUCGGAUAGAAACCUCAUCAAUGCCACUAACUCUGCCUUACAGACGCCAUUACACGUGGCUGCAAGAAAUGGUUUAACUGUAGUGGUACAAGAGCUGCUUGCAAAGGGAGCCAGCGUUCUUGCAGUUGAUGAGAAUGGUUACACACCCGCCUUGGCCUGUGCCCCGAACAAAGAUGUGGCCGACUGCCUCGCCCUCAUCCUGGCCACCAUGAUGCCUGUGUCCCCCUGCACCCCAGCGCCCAUUCUUCCUUUCAGUGCCAUCAACCACUACACCACCAGCCCCUCCAAGAGCGUCACCUUCGACAGUCUUCCCGUGCUGCGCAGCGAGCACACUUCCUACUGCAGCUUCAACAACAUCAGCCACCAUGACGGUUUCUUCAAAGACGAGGAGCUCAAUGACUCGGACUCAGAGACUUACUGA
Messenger RNA from Knipowitschia caucasica, 3159 nucleotides. The record is from the annotation of a GenBank genome assembly. Lineage: Eukaryota; Metazoa; Chordata; Actinopteri; Gobiiformes; Gobiidae.